UAUAAUCAUGACCAAAGACCCGAGAAGACGGCACCUUGGGCUGACUGUCAGCCAACAUGCCUGGUCAGCCUCCAGGUUCGUAGUUAUGACCGCCUCAGCCCGUCGCUCUCGUUCCCUCGUGCCCCUCUCUCCGCUUCCUGUCUCUGUGUUCUCGGUUGCUUGGUCGCUCUCUUUGCUUUGCAGUCACUCGUUUAUCUUGCUAUCGACUACGCUCUGCUUGUCUAUUCGUCAACAUGCCUCUCAAGACCCCGAUGAAUCCAGCCCUGAAGAGGACCUGCAAGCCUCCCGACACAGCUUCCAUCAGGCUCGCUAGCACUGGGGUACGCACAAGCAAUGGUACCCAACCGUUACAAAUCGAAGCACACGAGUCACACCGUCCUUCCGGAGGUACCCAGGAGCGGGCUCAGUUCCCGGAGAAGGCACCAGGUCACGGGUUGAAUACGAACAACAGACAGCCUUCCCAUGGCGAUGCGUCCUCCGUCGCUCCACCGGCGUGUCCAAGGUACCUUAGGCCCACGAAUGCCUCCCUGUUGCGUAGCGGGGCAGCCCCAGAGGAGAUCAAUAGCCGUACUCGUAUGCGAUCCGUAAUUGCGCCUGCUCUCAUUCAGAAGAACUCGACAGUCGCCUUCGGCUCUACGAUCCAUACAAGCACAGUGGAGGCCCGUCGCAAGAAGGCAGAUGCGCAAGUACCUCACUCAAACACCCGUGGUGGUACCAAGGACAUCAAGAUUGCACCUCUUUCCAGCAGUCGCCGCGUCAGUCCUACGAGACCGGCACCUCCUCUGCGCCCACGCCCUACGCCCGCGACAGUUGCUAAGACCGCACAGCGCACCCCAGCACGGAAUGGCUCGACGACCUACCCUGUCGCCCCAAAGACACCAACGUCGAAGAGCAUUACUCCUACCUUCGGCGCGGAGAUCGGGAGACAUGCUCGCUCGCGCAACAUCGGCGGUGCUACGAAGCGCACCACGGCUCCGCCACCAACCAAGCUACCCGCUCCUACGCGUCAACCUCUCCGGAACAGGACCGCUGUUCCUUCAAGUUCGACCGUUCGAGGCUCUGUCGUCAAGCAAGAUGGCCUUUCUCAGCCUGGCAACGUAUCAGGACGCAAGUUCAUUCCUGGUAUGCGUGCGACGUCCCGAUCGGUCACGGCCAGGGAGAAGGCACCGGUCCCUGUGGCCAGUCUCCCAUCUGGCAAGCGAAGCGCAUCGACAGUACAAGACGUGGUUGCUAAGUCAAACAAAGAAGCCCAGGCAGAUGGAAACAUUCCUAUUGACGCGAAAGAAGCCACCACUCCGUCGCACCAGGAGAAGUCAUGCGCGCUGCAUGCCAAGAUUGAUCAAGACGACGUUGCUGGGCUCGUUCUGCCCACCGUUGAAGCUAUCAAACCUGAGGUCGCUUUGAUUGGUGGACACGAGCUCGCCGCAUCUAUCACUCAAGAUACUACUGUUGGUCAAGAUGGUCAACCCACCUCGCCCAGCUCCGAGGUGGAUGCGGACGAAGGUGGUGUGCCAGCUCACGAUGAUGAUCGCUUCGAAGUUGCGCCAGAGGACAAGCAUGAGGUCGCCAUGACUUUGGAAGAGAGCGUCAGCCAACCUGGGCCCUCUGAUGUCGAUGUGCUCUCCGACGCGACCGCCCUCGAAGUCGAUGUAGGCAAGCUGGACAGCUCGAUCGCCGAGGCGCAGCAAUUUAAACGAAAACAUGAUAAUGAAGAUAUGACUACGACCCCGAGUCCGUCUGACAAGCACGAGGAAGUUGCGAAUGUGCCUAUCAUUCCGACCACGUCGAAGACCGAGUCAAUCCCUGAAGUCUCGUUCGACAGCCCUGUCGCAGACAACGCCGAUCCCUGCACGGUCCCCCUUCCUACAGAUGACGAUGAAAUCGACACCGUGGAUGAAGUACCCAUCGUUUGCAUCGCUCUGCCAGCAGACUCCCCCACAGGACUCGAGGUAAUCUCUUCCGGCACUGAGACUCCCGCUUCAACGAUCUAUAGCGCGGACGUCAGCGACUUCGAUUCCGGGAACUCGCAAGACAAGCAGACAACGAGUCUCACCGAAGAUACCGAAGGGCUUGCUACGGAAGCCGGGGAUAUACCCUCUGACCUGGAGGUACCUGCUGGGGAAGCCAGCCAAGCGAGGCCAGCGAGAUUGGCUGUAUCCGAUACGAUCCUCAGCAUCAAUGGCCUCCACGAGGAGCAGGUUGGCGCAUCCAUUGAGAUCGUGGACAGUGCCGGUUUGCCCGCUGUCGACGCUGUCCAUGAACUUGGGCAGAACUACUGGAAGUCAAUCUUCGACGUUAGUGAAGAUGAAUCAUCGUUCGUGGGUGGUAGCCACACGGAUGACAGCAUGGACGAGGAAGCUCUCGAGAAGAUUAGGGAAGAGCUCUCUCGUCCUAUGCCCGAGCCUCCUAUUCCGAAGUUCGCCGACUGGGUAGAUCCCGUCCUUGCUAUGACCGCUGUCGGCGUGAUUCCCAAGGAUCUUGGGGAGUUCUCGGGCCCUCACGGCUCCGAACAAGGCCCUGUCCAGCCGACGGGAGUAUACGUGCCUCACCCGGUCGCCGCCGCACUUGCACUCAAGGACAGCAAGACAGGACGCAUGGGUAGUGGUUUCCUUGGCAUGUUUAUGGGCCGGACGUCGUCUGCUUCGAGCAUGUCCUCGGCAGCCUCGCGGCCCAGCACGCCUCCACUUCCGCCAUCGCCACCCGUUGAUACUCCUCAACUCAUCGACGGCUCUGCCUCUCCGGACUCCCCUUCUUCGCCUUUUCCGCGAAGCGUAUCGCCAGAGAGCAUCCCCUUUCCGGUCACACCCCCUGCCUCCGACACCGUCACCGCGCCUGCCGUGCCUAGACCUAGCAAGCUUAAGUCCUUGCGCCGCUUGUUCGGGGUUGCCAACUAAGCGCGUCGCGUUGACGUAGGGGCGCGAUCGGCGAGCAGAGGAUGCUGGUCUGCGCUGGAGACAAGGGCGACGUGUGGCUGAGGAGAGAAGAGAGCGCGGAAUUUGCCGCAAUACUGACUG
Molecule: messenger RNA, 3014 nt
Organism: Rhodofomes roseus
Lineage: Eukaryota; Fungi; Basidiomycota; Agaricomycetes; Polyporales; Fomitopsidaceae
Exons: 7
Coding region: 234-2894 (886 amino acids)
Source: RefSeq, a predicted model, not a curated record